Scomber japonicus (chub mackerel) is the source of this 1419-nucleotide messenger RNA. RefSeq names its product piggyBac transposable element-derived protein 4-like. Bases 1 to 1419 code for a protein of 472 amino acids. NCBI's taxonomy places the organism in Eukaryota, Metazoa, Chordata, Actinopteri, Scombriformes, Scombridae. The record is from RefSeq and is a predicted model, not a curated record. The transcript has 3 exons.
AUGUUGGGUGCAGUGAGGGAGAGGAGCCCCCGAGGGCCAACAAGGUAUGCUGUUUCUCGUGCUAAUAGCAUAAAGUCCACAUUUGAGUUGGUUAUGCCAAAAGAAAUUGAAAACAUAGUGCUGGAAAUGACCAACAAGGAGGGGCGUCGUGUGUAUGGGGACAAUUGGAAUAACAAGGAUCAAACAGAUUUACAGGGAUACCUGGGUCUUUUGAUUCUUGCUGGUGUCUACCGGUCCAGUAAGGAGGCUACAUCCAGCCUGUGGCACACUCACUCUGGGAGGGCUAUUUUUCGUGCCACCAUGCCACUGAAGACAUUCCACAUCAUCUCUAGAGUGAUUCGCUUUGAUGAUCGCAGCACCAGACCAGCGCGCCGUGCCAGAGACAAACUGGCUGCCAUCCGACAGGUGUGGGAUAAGUGGGUGUGUCUCCUGCCACUCAUGUUUACCCCCGGCACUGAUGUGACAGUGGACGAGCGCCUAGUACCUUUCAGAGGUCGAUGUGGUUUCAAACAAUAUAUGCCGAAUAAACCUGGCAAAUACGGCCUCAAAAUCUGGGUAGCCUGCGAUGCCCAGACCAGCUACGCCUGGAAUAUGCAAAUAUACACAGGCAAACCUGCAGAUGGCCAGCCGGAGAAAAAUCAGGGCCAGCGUGUGGUUCUCGAGGUGACAGAGGGUCUUCGGGGGCACACCAUCACAUGUGACAACUUUUUCACAUCCUAUACCCUUGGCCAGGAGCUGCUAAGGAGGAAGCUGGCCAUGGUAGGAACUGUGAGGAAGAAUAAACCAGAGCUUCCCCCUGCACUGCUGGCAACAAGAGAGAGGGCCAAAUUCUCUUCUCAGUUUGUGUUCACUGACACGCACGUUCUUGUCUCCUACUGCCCCAAAAAGAGGAAGAAUGUGCUUCUCAUGAGCACUCUGCAUCGGGACACUGCAGUUAGCACCGCAGAGGACAAAAAGCCCCAGAUCAUCCUGGAUUACAACAGGAACAAGGGGGGAGUCGACAACCUCGACAAGGUCACCAGUGUAUACAGCUGUAAAAGAAUGACAGCCCGUUGGCCCCUGACUGUGUUUUAUAACAUGCUUGAUGUGUCUGCAUACAACGCCUUUGUGCUGUGGAGAGAGAUAGACCCAAGCUGGAAUCAGGGGAAGUGCCACAGGAGGAGGCUGUUCCUUGAGGAACUUGGAAGGGACCUUGUGGCACCUCUCAUAAGGAGGCGCCAGGCACUUCCCCGCACGCCAGACUCUGCCACCUUGGUCAUGGAAAUCCAGCAGGAUGCAUCGACCCCUGCAGCUGCUCCUCCUCACCCAUCACUCAAAAGGAAGAGGUGCCGAUUCUGUGCAACUGACAACAAAUCCAGCAUCAGGUUGGCACCCUGUGCAGCAGCCACCACCGUCAAUGUAUUGAUGGGUAAAUGUUGA